Saxophila tyrrhenica is the source of this 1872-nucleotide messenger RNA. RefSeq lists its product as uncharacterized. Bases 1 to 1872 code for a protein of 623 amino acids. Gene Ontology annotation, cellular component: cytoplasm. The transcript has 2 exons. The record is from RefSeq and is a predicted model, not a curated record. Lineage: Eukaryota; Fungi; Ascomycota; Dothideomycetes; Mycosphaerellales; Extremaceae.
AUGUUCGAACCCCUCGUCUGCAUCGUCGACUUCCAUCACGCCCGCGGCCCGGAAAUCCAACAAUGGUUCGGCGCCUCCACCCCGGACCCCACGAGCGAGAACGACUGGCACCUGAUCCCCUACAUGGCCCUGCCGGACGGGGCCCACCAGUCCGCGGAAGAGUUCUCCUACUUCAGCCUCGUCUACAAGGGCCGCGCGGGCGAGGACGUCGAGCCCACGUCCGUAUUCGGGAUCAGCUGUAUGCACCAGAUCGACAGCGCGGAGCUGCUGUACCGGAGCGAGGAGGUGACGCGGAGUGCGGUGCAGAAGGCUGUGGUGGCUAUUACGGAUAAACCGCAGGACUUUAGUGGGAUCAGAGCGAAGUUGAGCGCGGUGACGAGGGCGUGGUUCGCGCAGAGGGAUUUUAGGGAUGUGGAGAUUUUGGAGAGGUUCCAGGAGAGUUUAGUGAAGGAUGAUGUUGGGCAUGAGGAUGAGAGGGAUCAGCUGUUUGGGUUGAGUCUGAGGGAGCUGGUGCAUACUUUCAAGUGGCAGACGUUGGUGUUGUUGAAGGCGAUGCUGUUGCAGCCGAAGAUGCUGUUCUUUGGGUCGCAUUGCGAGAGGGUGUGCGAGAUACAGUUCUCGUUGCUAUCGCUCAUACCUGGGCUGGUGCGGAGUCUGCAAGACUGCGCGGACCCGCAGAUGGAUCGCUAUGCUGAGACGGUGAGGAAGCCUGAUUCUGUCCGGACGAGCGAUCGUGCGUCCAUGCUCAGGUUCAUGGGCAUACCGCUGCAAUUGUUCGGGAGGGGAAGCAUCUUCGGCCCGUACACCCCUUUGCAGCAGCUCGAUACUUUGACAGACUUGGGCACGAAGAGCUACAUUGUUGGCAGCACGAAUACAUUGCUGUUGCAGCAACGAGACCGAUAUUGCGACCUCCUGGUGAACCUCGACGACAACAGUGUGACUGUCAUAUCCAUGGCUCUGCGAUCUGCGCUCGCCCUCUCCACUGCGGAUAGGCGAUGGAUCGACUUCAUCACGCAAGCAGUCAACGACACCUGGGACGACGCUGAUCCGACCAGACCCACGACCUACGGCUACGCUGGAAGCGAGGAUUUCAUUCGCCUGCAGUUCGAAGAGUAUCUGCUCGCCAUGCUAUCCUCCAUGAAGUACCACUUUUACCUCGACUCCCACAGCGAGGGCGACCGAAAGGCUCUCCUCGCAAAUGUUGAAGGAGAUCCUGCCAUGGAGUUCUCCACGCAUUAUCUCGACGCAUGGCAGAACACAGAGAACUUCAAGCUUUGGCAGAGGACGACCGAGAGUCAUCUCUUCGAUGUCGUGGAGCCGCGGCAUCCUUGUGCGGGCGGAUUGACGAUUGAAGAUGUUCAGAGGCGGCUGGCGAGUCAAGUCGCGGAGCUACACUUGGACGAGCGCUUCAGCCAAACGAAGGAGACGGUCAACAAACGCUUAGCGGACGGCCGAACACAGGUCACGUCCGCCUUCAACAAAGUCUGGGCGGACAUCGAAGUCAUGCGCGAAGCCCAGCGCAAACGAUCCGAAGAGGCGAAAGCUGCUGCUGGGUCAGCACCGCCCGUUUCAGAGAAGUCGCCAGCUGGGACCGCCAAGUUCAACAAGCCAGACAUGCAGCAGGCGCAAGCGUCCGUGGCCGCGGCAAGUCAACGAGCGGGAGCAUAUCUCAGCUCCUGGGGCGCGUGGGCGAGCGAGAAGAGGAAGAGUGGUUGGAGGUCAAGCUCGGGAUCAGAGCAGGGAGGCGAUCAGAGGCCGAAGGUGACGACCGUUAGUGAGCUGUCGAAGGAGAAGGACACUGGACCCGCUGGGUCUGGUGAAGCAGGGCCGGCUGCUGAUGAAGAGGCUACUGAAAAGAAGGGUAGUAUAUGA